AUGGAGAAGCACCAGUUCACCUUUCAACAUCCGUACGGCAUGUCUGAGCCGCAGACAGAUCACGAAGAAGAACAUAAGGAGCCCGCGCCAAAGCCGCGCGGCGCCAGAGCAUGCAUGUCAUGUAGACGUGUCAAGAUGAAAUGUGUCGGUGGCGACGACUCCAUCGGCAAAAAGUGUGAUCGUUGCGAGCGCAAUGGCUCCGACUGCGUAUUUGAGCAACAUCGUCGGGGGCGCAAACCUGGUGCUGGGCUCUCCGAAUCCUCCAAGAUGCUCCGACGCCUGGAAAAAGGGCUCCCCAAUGCGAAAAGUCAGCUGCCGCAACCCGAUACCUCUCCUCAGGUGUCAGGAGCUGUUCUUGGCAAGCGGUCUCGUGAAGAGCUCAAAGGAACGGAUGGCGAUAAAGAAUACAUCGAUGAAGAGGGGACCGACACCCAACGGAAGGCGUCAUACUUCAAGACCAUCCUGAAUCCGACCGAGGAGGGUUCGUGCCAGCUACCGGGGCCGUCGGCCUUGCUGCGGUUGGCUCCUCCUACAGAAUUACCGGACCCGAUCUCAGCAGGGUUGCUGGACGAGGCGACGGCGGAAACGGUGCUGGCGCAGCUCUUCGCGCGGCUGAACCCAUUCAUCGCCCUCUUCGACCCGGUGCUGCACACGCUCCCCUUCCUGCGAGCACGUUCCCCGUUCCUGCUCUCCGCGCUUCUCGCGGCAGGGUGCAAGUUUUUCCGGCCGGGCGCACACGCAGCCGCAGCGGAGCUCGCACACGCGCACGCCGUGCGCGCCUUCGCGGAAGGCGCGGCGGGCGUCGAGGUCGCGCAGGCGUUCGUCGCGCUCACGUACUGGCACGAGCCCGCGGAUGGGCGCGCGUGGGCGUACAUCGGCUAUGCGUGCCGCAUGGCGGUCGAGCUCGGGCUGAACCGCCCGCCGGCCCCGCCCCCGCACCGCGAGACGGAGCGCGAGGCGCGCGAGAGGCGGAACAGGGGCCGGACGUACCUCGUGCUGUUCGUGCUGGACCGCUCGCUGAGCAUCCAGACGGGGCGCCAGUGGAUGCUCCCCGAGGGCGAGUUCGUGCGCCGCGCGGGCGCGUGGCUCGACGAGACGCUGUUGCCGGUGACGAGGGAGGACGUGAUCGUCGCGGCGUGCGUGGAGCUGCGGCGGAUCUCGGGCGAUACGGCGGAUGCGCUGAUGAUGGACCAGGAUGCGCGCGGCGGGCGGGUCGACUGUGACAUCCUCCUGCGGGAUAGCAACGAGCGGCUGAACCACUGGGCGAAGCAUUGGCGGGGUCGGAUGUCUUUGGCGGGUGGCGAGCCGUUCCAGUUUGCGUUCCUCAGGUUUUUCCAGCUCCAUGUGCGGCUGUUCCUCAAUAGCUUCGGCGUGCAGACCGCCCUGCGCUCGUCCAGUCCUGCGCGCCCGAAUAUGCAGGCGCUCGAUGCGUGCUAUAGUAGCGCGUUGGAGACGCUGGAGAUUGUAAGCAAAGACUUUGCCCAGAUGAGAGUGCUUCCUUAUGCUCAGGAUAACGUCACGGUCAUGAUGACAUACUCUGCGAUCUUCCUGCUUGAGCUUCUCCGGAGCCCGAACACGUCCAGGGAGCUGGAGGAAGGCGCGGCGGGCAAGGUCCAUGCGCUGAUUGCUGAGACCGCUCAGGCGUAUAGCGAUGCUGCAGAGUUCAUGCCGACGUCUGCGUCUGCGGCGCACCAAGCACAAUUCUUGCGCCGGUUGCUUCUGGAACAUGGGCAGCGGGAUGAUACUUUGCGGGCGGAGCAGCGGAAGCGCCAAUGCGAGGAGUUCAAUGUGCCAGCCCAUAACUCUACUACUCCGUAUCCGCAAGAGUACGGCGCAUAUCGGUGGCAAGAGCGCGAUGAAGUGGACGGCCGCGAGAUGCGAUCGCCCUACCCCGUGCGCGCUCCCCCUCCCGAGACAUCGGCCUAUCGUCUACCUGCCCGCCGUUCAGUCUCUCCGUACCGUCGAAGCGUGGAGCGCAGCGCGUCGUCUCUCCCGUGCACCCCCGGCCCCUCGUCCUACUACGCACGCUGCUGCACCCCAAAAUACGCAGCCUACCCGCGCGACAUGUACGAGCACACCGCUCUCCCGCCCCCGUGCCCGCGCCGCUGUCCCUCCGACUACGCGCCCCGCGACAUCCGCGCCGCGUCGCCGCGACCGCCGCGCCUGCCCGCCCCGCAGUACCCGACGCCGUCGCCGGAUCCGCCCGUGCCUGCGCGUAGGCCCACGCCGGAGGCGACGGAGCGCGACGUGCGGUAUUGGCGGAGUAUGUUUCGCGAGCUUGGGUUUGGGGAGGGCGAGGAUGUUGAGGGCCCGUAUUGCGUGCGCGGGCGGGCGAGGGAGGGGAGGGAGGUCGGACGGGUUGGGAGUCGGGGCUCGUCGCGCUGA
Molecule: messenger RNA, 2385 nt
Organism: Sparassis crispa
Lineage: Eukaryota; Fungi; Basidiomycota; Agaricomycetes; Polyporales; Sparassidaceae
Product: Protein priB
Exons: 9
Coding region: 1-2385 (794 amino acids)
Biological process (GO): DNA-templated transcription; regulation of DNA-templated transcription
Cellular component (GO): nucleus
Molecular function (GO): DNA-binding transcription factor activity, RNA polymerase II-specific; zinc ion binding; transcription cis-regulatory region binding
Source: RefSeq, a predicted model, not a curated record